UUCCCAUUAAUUUAUGUUUAUUCUAUUUCCUUGCCCUCACUUCUUUCAAUACAGAGUUAUUUAGUUGGCUUCUGUUUGAAGUGAGGGUGUAGGUUUUCGGUGUUUCGCUACCUAAAAUGGGAUUGAUUUCCCACAUUCAAAUUGACUUUUAGUCACCUUUUAAAUCGGUUUUCAUGCCACUCAAAUCAGCUCACGCUAAGGCUCUCAUGCCACACUCAAAUCGGCUUUCAUGCCACUCAAAUCGGCUUUCAUGCCACUUAAAUCGGCUUUUAUGCCACUCAAAUCAGCUCACGCUAAGGCUCUCAUGCCACACUCAAAUCGGCUUUCAUGCCACUCAAAUCAGCUUGGAGGUUUUUAAUAAAUUUUCCUCCAUUAUUUCAAAGUGUAGUAUUGUAAUUUUGUUGUAA
Molecule: messenger RNA, 407 nt
Organism: [Candida] anglica
Lineage: Eukaryota; Fungi; Ascomycota; Pichiomycetes; Serinales; Debaryomycetaceae
Source: the annotation of a GenBank genome assembly